GGUCAUCAGGUCCUCCGAAGAUGAGGGGAACCCUGCUGGAUAUAACGAGGGACGAGGAGGUCGGCGGCAUUGGUGCCGGCGGCGUUGAUGUCGGCGGCGAUGAUGGUGCCGGUGGCGACAGCAGUAGUGACGACUCCUUCGACACGGACCACCCUUCCAGCAACAACGGCGCGGCAGCCGGAAGCUCGGCGCGCACGGCGCUUGAUGUACCGGUACUCCCCAUUGUGAUGGACAUGGGUACAACGCCGUCGAGGGCGAAAUCUCCAUCCCCAACACCGCUGCCGUCGGUGGCGUCCUCCGCGACCCAGAGGUCCCUCAAAAGUGAGACCCCGGCCUCCAAGCCCCUAACGGCGUCACCAGAGACCGUCGAGGUUCCGGAGGCCCUGGUUUUGGCUGUGCGUACCGCCAUUGGCAGUGGGGCGAGCAUCAACCCGAAGAAAAUGAUGGACUGGGAAGAGAAUGCCUACCUCGCCAGUCGCGUUUUGGAGGUGAUAGCGGNACCAGAGACCGUCGAGGUUCCGGAGGCCCUGGUUUUGGCUGUGCGUACCGCCAUUGGCAGUGGGGCGAGCAUCAACCCGAAGGAAAUGAUGGACUGGGAAGAGAAUGCCUACCUCGCCAGUCGCGUUUUGGAGGUGAUAGCGGAUGAAGACCGCACGCCAAGGGCCGACGUCACCACCGCCGGCCGAAGGAAGAGCAAGCAUUGCGUCCCCCGGGCGGUGGAGCUGAUGAUCGCCGAGCGCUUCAGGGAGCGCCUUACCGCGAGCAGGACGCAGUUGUCUAGGACGGAGCUCGACAAUAAGGAGUCGGGCAACAAGCGGUCGGUAUACUUUGAGCUAUGGAAGGACUUCAAGGACACGGAGGUGGAGAUCGACCCGAACAUAGUCCAUCAGCCCGACAUUUCGUACGACAAGUUCAUGAACAUGUUGAAAGAGGUGAACAGGGACGAUGGCGACUGCCACCACAACAUGAAGAAGUCUGGGAGUCGCGAAGAAUGGUACUCCUUCUGCCGUGGUAAGGUCUGCUUCUUUUUUUUGUAGUGGCCCUUGUGCAAUAGGUGGUACAGAUAACGGCACGUGUCGGGGGGGUACUCCUAGAGAAAAAGGCAGUGGUUGGUCCACGCGUCGGGAACUUUUGUGUUGAAAUGUAGUUGAAUUAUAUUUCUGUAGCGCGCACCGUGCUAUGCUUGGGACGAUGCUGGAACAAUAGGCCGGACAAUACAAAAUGAGUACUGUUCGGCUCUUCGCCCUUGUUAGUUUUGGGUCAUGUAAUGUGCAAGUGUUCCUCUGUUGGUCGUGAACGCCCGACAAAGUACAGCCCCCCCACCCCCCCCCGGUGUUUACCAUCGGGGUUAGGUUUUCGUCGCUUGGCAACGACGUUGUAAAACAAGCCGCCCCCCCCGCAAUCUAGACUUAAGUGGGUUGGCGCUGUUGGCAAAGCGCUGUAAAACACGCCACCCCAAAUAUAGCCCCCAUAGUAUGUGCUACCAAAGACGCGUGACGCAUGGAUGCGUGGCGUGAGGAUUGCUUACGGAAACCUCACAGGUUGAGUGAUGUAGGAGAUUGCCGAACACAUAGACGUGUUGAGUGAAUAUAGCUGUAUACUGAAACCCCACGGGUUGAGUGAGGUUUGAGAUUGCCAGACACAUGGACGGGUUGAGUGGGGACAGCUGCAUACUGAAACCCCACGGGUUGAGUGAUGUUGGAGUGCCGGACACAGAGACGCGUUGAGUGAGGAUAGACACAUACUAAAACCUCACAGAUGAUUUGUAUUGGAGAUUGCGAGACACCUAGACGUGUUGAGUGAGGAUAGCUGCAUACUGAAACCUCACAGACAGAUGCAUUGUUUGCCAGACACAUAGACGCAUUGAGUAGGGAUAGCUACAUACUGAAACCUCACGAGUUGAGUGAUGUUGGAUAGUGCCGGACAGACGCUUUGAGUGAGGAAAGACACAUACUGAAACCUCACAGGUUGAUUUGUAUUGAAGAUUGCCGGACACAUAGACGUGUUGAGUGAGGAUAGCUGCAUACUGAAACCCCACAGAUGGAUUUGUAUUGGAGUUUGCCAAACAUAGACGCGCUGCGUGGGGAUAGCUAAAUACAUACUGAAACCUCACGAGUUGAGUAAUGUUGGAUAGUGCCAGACACAUAGACGUGUUGAGUGACAAAAGCUGCAUACUGAAACCUCACAGGUUGAUUUGUAUUGGAGAUUGCCGGACACAUAGACGUGUUGAGUGAGGAUAGCUGCAUACUGAAAGCUCACAGAUGGAUUGGUUUUUGAGUUUGCCAGACACAUAGACGCGCUGCGUGGGGAUAGCUACAUACUGA
Ectocarpus sp. CCAP 1310/34 is the source of this 2324-nucleotide messenger RNA. The record is from the annotation of a GenBank genome assembly. NCBI's taxonomy places the organism in Eukaryota, Phaeophyceae, Ectocarpales, Ectocarpaceae.